Molecule: messenger RNA, 948 nt
Organism: Caenorhabditis briggsae
Lineage: Eukaryota; Metazoa; Nematoda; Chromadorea; Rhabditida; Rhabditidae
Gene: Cbr-unc-39
Product: Protein CBR-UNC-39
Exons: 4
Coding region: 1-948 (315 amino acids)
Biological process (GO): regulation of transcription by RNA polymerase II
Cellular component (GO): transcription regulator complex; nucleus
Molecular function (GO): DNA-binding transcription factor activity, RNA polymerase II-specific; RNA polymerase II cis-regulatory region sequence-specific DNA binding
Source: RefSeq, a predicted model, not a curated record
AUGCCGGACCCUCACCUAAUCGACACCUCUUCAUAUUUCGACUGCUAUCAACAACAACAGCCACACCAGUAUCCGAUCCUCCCGGCUUCUGCCUCUUCAACAACAUCAACACCUUCAACGUCUUCUAUCCUUCUCUCAUCUUCUCAUUUUACAUCUGGAGCAUCGGUACCGCCCUACUCACCAACAUCGUCUCAUAUUCUGACACCUCCUUCUGUAAUUCCAACGCCUUCUCCAUCGACGACGUCGAUUGCAACGUUCGGUUUUCCAAUGGCAGAAUAUAAUUUGGAUCAGAUGGAAGCCAUCUGCACAUCCCUAUUUCAAGCAAGAGAUGGUGAACGGUUGGUGGCAUUUUUUAAUCAGAUGAAAGAAAUGUAUGGAUCAAAUGCGUUGGAUCAUUUUGGAAGCGAAUCUAUUGUUGUAGCCUACACCUACGCACUGUACCAUUCGAAUGACUUUGAACGACUCUUUCAUCUUCUUUCAACUCGUCACUUCCAUGCCACAUUCUUUGCGGAUCUUCAGGAAAUUUGGCACUAUGCCAGAUACAAAGAGAGUCAAUUGAAGAGAGGAAAAGAGUUGAAUCCAGUAGAGAAAUACAGAUUGAGAAGAAAGUUUCCACCACCGAAGACUAUUUGGGAUGGUGAGGAGACAGUGUACAGUUUCAAGGAUUCCAGUCGAAAAUACCUGAAAAAGUUCUUCAAUGAUGUCAAUCAGUAUCCAAAUCAAGAGCAGAAAAGGGAAAUUUCCAGAGCCACCGGAUUGAAAGUUGUUCAGAUCUCCAACUGGUUCAAAAAUCGUCGUCAACGUGACAAAACCGACAACGGAUCUCCUCCAUCCAGCUCGGCGAGUUCCAACGGAGGCAAUGAGUUUCCACCACUCGUCGAUGCACAACGAUUCAAUCUGACUGCUGUACCAUUCAAUAUGAAUGUCAACAUGUUUUUUGAUAACUGA